Molecule: messenger RNA, 2357 nt
Organism: Microplitis mediator
Lineage: Eukaryota; Metazoa; Arthropoda; Insecta; Hymenoptera; Braconidae
Product: neprilysin-2-like
Exons: 7
Coding region: 154-2328 (724 amino acids)
Biological process (GO): protein processing
Cellular component (GO): plasma membrane
Molecular function (GO): metalloendopeptidase activity
Source: RefSeq, a predicted model, not a curated record
UACAGAUACUGAUAAAAACAAAAAUUAAAUACAAAAAAAUAAAAAAAAACAUUAGUAAUCAAUGCUUCGGUAAAUCUAUAUCGACCGGAUGUUUCUGUAAUUAUACCUCAAAGAAUAUCUCAUUUUCUAUCGACUGAAGAAGACGUUUCAGACAUGAAGAAGUUAUGGGUGAACUGGCUCUUACUCCUUAUUUCAAUGGCAACAGCCGAAAAAUCAAACGAUACAAUAGGAAAUCUAACUGGCAAUGAAUUAAAUUGUACGACUCGCGAAUGUGUGAAGGAUAAUUUAGAAUUCGAACUGACUAUGUUAAAUAACAUCAACGCAAGCGUGAAUCCUUGUGAUGAUUUUUAUGAAUUCGCUUGUGGAAAUUUCGACAACGUUUCUGAUGAUAUUGUUCAGGGCACUAAACACACAAGAUUUUUACAAGCAAUGACAGAUAUGUUUCCGAAAAUGAAAAAUGUCGUAAUAGAAAGCCAUUCGUCAGAGUCAUUCAAACCGUUCAAUUUCCUCAAUGAUUAUUUGGCCUCUUGUAAAAGAUUGAACAUCAAUAAUAAUUUAUCCCACCCCGGAAUAAAGAAAGAGAAUCUGGAUUAUUUGAAAGAAAUUAUUUUUAAAUUUGGUGGUUGGCCAGUGGUAGAAGGCGAUAAAUGGAACGAAACUAAUGACAACUGGACUAAUUUUAUCGAUGAAGCAACGAACACUGAUUUUAUUAAUCAUCAUUUCUAUGGAUUACGUAGUGAAUCAGCAGACAACUAUACAGGGAUAUUUUUUGAGCCUAUGGACCUUGAAUUUUCAAGGGAAAAUAUAAGAAAUCACACAUACAUUCGAACGAUAAGCUCUUACCGCAAUUUUAUGGUCAAUGUAGCAAAUAUUUUGGGGGCGAAUAAUAAGACACAAGCUAAAAUAGAACUCUUGAGAUCACUGAUGUUUGAAGUCGAACUUGCUCAUGUAAGCACGAAAAAUAGUUCAUCACAAUCGAGUAAUGAUGAUUAUUUGCCUGGAUUCCCAGUAAAGAAAAUAAUAGAAAAGUGGCCAGACAUUGAUUGGGUUAAAUUGUUAAACACACAAUCUGAUUUGCCCAGUAAUUUAACAAAUGAAACAAUAAUUUUUAUAGGAAAUUAUGAUGAGGUAACAAAUUUAGAGAAUCUAGUAAAAAAUACUCCAGCAAGAGUGCGAGCAAAUUAUGCAAUGUGGAAGACGAUCCAAAAAUUGAUUCCAAUGGUCGAGUCUGCGUCCUUAUCUCGAUUGUGGCAAGAUUAUAAUAAAGUUAAGAACUCAUCAUAUGUUUAUGAGCCAGUUAAAUGUUCUAAGAAACUUGAAGAGAAUUUUCCAGAACUCAUGAUCGCUCUUUACGGGCGAAACUACCCAAUUGACAGACUUGCUAAAAUUCACAUUCAUCAGAUUAUUUCAUUCAUAAAACAACAAUUCUUCGAUACUCUGAAUAGGACAAAGUGGUUAGAUAUGAAGACAAGAGAUGAACUAUUCAAGCAAUUAAAAUCUUUGAAAAUUAUUACUGGCUACCCUGACGAAAUUAUGGAUGAUAGAAAAUUAGAAGAAUUCUUCCAAGGACUCAAUAUAACUCAAGAUGAUUUUCUGGAAAAUGUAGUAAAUCAAAAAAUAUUUAAUAAAAAAAAACUUUUUACUUUAAAUCAUAGACCACAAAACUCAAUUGGCUUUAUGGACAAUUUUAACGAGCUGAAAUUCUUUAUAGCUGAUGCUGUUGCCAAACAUGAUACGAAUUCGAUAGUCCUAGGUGUCGAAUUGCUGAGGAAUUUGUUCUUCAGUAUCCAUCGUCCGAAUUACGUUAAUCUUGCCGUACUCGGCGACAAACUUGCUCACGAAAUAGGGCAUUCUAUUGACAAUUCUUACGAUUUUUACGAAUCCACAGCAAAUGAUAGCAAAUGGAGUGAAUCGUCAAAGCAAGUGUAUCAUGAUAUACGAGAGUGUAUCGCCCAGCAGUACAGCAAUUAUUCUCGAAAAGUAACUGGAAAAGAAGUGGAUGGUGAAUUCUAUCUUAAAGAAAACCUCGCUGACAAUAUUGGCGUCCAAGUUGCUUAUUCAGCCUAUCAAGAUUGGGUCAAAACACAUGGACCUCAACCAACUUUCUCUAGCUUGCCGUACAACUCGAAUCAAUUGUUUUGGCUGUCAUUCGCUAAUCAAUGGUGCUCGCCGAAAUCAAGAUUACAAAACUGGAAACCAACUGAUGAGCAUCCUCCGGAUGCUCAUCGUGUUAUUAUACCACUUUUCAAUAGCCCAGAGUUUUCAAAAGAUUUCAAUUGUCCCUUGGGAUCUAACAUGAAUCCAGUGAAAAAAUGUAUUGUGUUCUGAUUAAAAUUAUCAGUCGUCACUUUUCUUCA